This is a messenger RNA of Symbiodinium sp. CCMP2592, 632 nucleotides long. Lineage: Eukaryota; Dinophyceae; Suessiales; Symbiodiniaceae. The record is from the annotation of a GenBank genome assembly.
GAGACUUCACCAAUACUGGAGAACUUGAGGAAGUUCGAUCCUUGAACAAGUGGCUGGAGGACUAUCCAGCAAAGAGGAAAGUGUUGAUUGCAGGCAAUCACGACAUCACUUUCCAAGAAGAUUACUACAUAUCGCGUGGGGCUCAGCGGUUUCAUGGUGGCGUGCGCUGUAAUUCCAGCCAAGCCAAGCGAUCCCUCACCUGCUGCACAUACUUGGAGGAUACGUCUGUCGAAAUGCAAGGCUACCGGAUUUAUGGGUCCCCCUGGCAACCCGACUUUAAUGACUGGGCCUUCAACUUGCCGCGGGGCGAGGCACUGCAACGGUGUUGGGCCGCCAUACCGUUGGACACGGACAUCCUUGUGGUGCACGGCCCGCCAGCUGGAUAUGUGGACGUCACACCGGUGGGUCGAAAGGGAGAUGUAGAUUUACUGGCAGCCAUCCAGAAGCGCAUCGUGGUGACUGGACACCUGCACAUGGGGCACGGCACUGCCACGGAUGGAACCACUUUGUUCGUAAAUGCGGCCACUUGCACUGAAGAGAAUGCCCCCAUACAGCCGCCCAUAGUUUUCGACCUGGCACCCGCGGCAGAGCUGAGACAAGGAACCAAACAAGUUGGGGAAAGGAUGCCAUAA